Aspergillus wentii DTO 134E9 is the source of this 1193-nucleotide messenger RNA. RefSeq lists its product as uncharacterized. The record is from RefSeq and is a predicted model, not a curated record. The transcript has a single exon. Lineage: Eukaryota; Fungi; Ascomycota; Eurotiomycetes; Eurotiales; Aspergillaceae. Bases 407 to 859 code for a protein of 150 amino acids.
GCAAUGCUAAGCUCACACAACCAAACUCCUAUCCCGGCUCCCACGCACUCUGUCCCAGGCAGGUCUAUCGACUGCGGUUCACCUUCUUAAUUCCACCGCGGCUACUUCCCCAAUGUUGCAAACAUCCCACCGAAAACGACGAAGUCAAGUGCUUCAUAUUUAAGUACCCCCUACGUUGAAUGGCCUGCACACCGGAAGUCAUGCAAUCUACUUCUCAACUCGCCGGGUGUCUCAUAUCGAGUCUCGUACGCGGUUAGGGCCGUCGUUUCAAGGAUAAGUCCAAAAACGCAAAGAUCGGAAUCUUUGGCGAAUGUUUCAAGGGGUGUAAUAGUUAUGCAACGUCCUGAAGAAAAGUUACGAACGACGAGACAUUCACGGUUAAACGAGUAAAAUACAGCCUCAAAAGAUGUCUGGUAUCAGGCGGAAUGGGCAGCAUGGAAGUCAGCGCUGCCAAACCAAGUCCUAUACAAUUACGCCCCACGGGAAGGAUCGAAGUACACCGUCCAAGCACUGUUAUCAAGAUGCAUCUACGAUUCAAUCCAGCUUCGGAUUCGGUGACUUUGAACCUCCGCAACCCAAAGCCAUGCCUGCCAAAAUACUAGCUUCAACAUUCUAUGGGACCACUCCUUUACACAAUCUUGCAUCUUACAGCAUCCCGCAGCUUUAUUCUGCAAGUCGAAAUUGGGCCACGGCUGGAACGGAGAUCCUUGCAUUAUCCUUUAUACAGCCGUUGAAGUGGGGGAAGCACUCGCUCCACUCCAGAAACACAUACUCUACAGCCUCUAUUGCAGUCCCUAUCAACUUCCUGCUGCGGUCCGGUUCCCUUAUUUCGACCUUUCACUCAUGUUUGAUCUCCUGAAUGUGUAGCAUUCAUCUUUCUCUUUCAUAUGACAUUCUGUAUGAUCCUAUCUCCAACCCUGCGACCACUCUUAAAGUGCCUAUCGACCUGAUCUAUUCGUAGGCUAGUGAGAGCAAGUAUAUGAUCGACGCAAGGUCCGUAUGGGAAAGUAAAAUAUGCGAAGAUGAAUACUGCUUUUCAGGCAACACACUGUUCAGCUAACUGAGUAUGCAGAAGCUGUGGAGUUCGCAUAAUCAAAGUGCAUCCAUAUUUGAGUAAGGUACAUAUGGGCGAUAUAGCAUGUACUUUAUGAUAACAUCUAUCUGAGGUAUAUUUGAGUGAAAUUUCUGUGGCA